CUACAUUUGUGAAAAUAAAACGUUUACUGUAAUCAGUAUGGUAUCAUGAAAAAAUAUUGUUGGUAAAAUGUCAAUUUUUUGAAAAAUAAGUAACAAUAGUACGUAAGAACGAAAAGAGUUCUUAAACUUCAAGAAAAAUCAUUACAAAAUCUUCAAUGAAUUUUUUGAAUCAACUGAAUUCAGUAUUGUCAUUGUGAUGUAAUGCUAAAUCGUCGGGAAUGUUAUUGAAUAGACAGCGAGUGCUAUUGCAUAUAUUGACAGUCAGUAUCGUCAGCAAAGAGGAAGUAAAUAAAGAGUACAGAGUUUUAUAGUAAAAUUUCCAGUGACCGAAUGUUCGUGUUAAAGCAGUGCCGACAUUAGAAGCGGUUUCGCCCGAUGCCUGUGGAAAUCACAGUCGACCGUUGACCGUCCGAGUGGUCAGAUCGGCAUAACCGGAAUAUCCGUGCCGGGGCCAGUGAUAAUAAUUAGAAAACGGAGUUGACGACGUCCGUCGUCGCGACGGAUUGAGAAGCAAAGCGUGACGGGACGAGAUUUACGAGCAACGUAGGAUAGGAACUCUUGGAUUAUUUAGUGCGGUGAAAGUGGUCAGUAUUGAAAUGAGGAAAAGAUAAAAAGUCAAUUUAAAAAAGAUCAACAAGAAGAAUCAAAGUGGACGACAUUUCUUGAUGUUAUCAUAUUGUAAUACGUUACGAGAGUAUUACCGAAGCGAAAAGUCAACCGCCGAUUGUCAGGAAUUUUGAAAAAAGAUAUAAUUAAGGAUUUGAAAAAUUUAUGUACACAAUGGUGGCGAAAGACUUUCUUUACAGACGUUCCAAACUGUCGUUCUACUCAGGCACAGCAAAGCACACGUUCUUAGCAGUAUUGCUAUACGCAUCCUUUGGAUCAGUUAAUUGCCAGUCAAAUCAGCAAAACAAUCUGCGCGGUGUAUAUUCAUGGAAAGCUCUCGAGUUUGCAUUUCCAAGUGAAAGAGCCAGAGAAGCUGCCAUUAGCAGGGGCGAAUUUAUACCAGGCAGCCCCUUGCCAAUAGACAUGGACGUAUUUUACGGGGGUAAAAGAGGCCCUAUGGUGUUUCUUUCUAUACCACGUUUUCAAGAUGGCGUUCCCGUGACAAUUGGAUACGUUAGUAACAACGUGACUCGAGAUGGAAAUCCAAUAAUAGCACCGUAUCCCGAUUGGAGUUGGAAUCGAUUAGGUGGCUGCGACGCCAUUACCAGCGUUUAUAGAAUUCAGGUUGACGCGUGCGGCAGGUUAUGGAUUCUUGAUACAGGGAAAUUGGGUGACCGCCAAGUGUGUCGUCCACAAAUUUUGGCAUUUUCAUUGACGUCAAACAGAUUGUUAAGAAGAUACAGAUUUCCCAGAGAUCACUUCAAGGAUGAUUCCAUAUACGUCACUGUCAUCGUUGACGUUCGAGAUCCUGAAGGUUUUUGUAGAGAUACGUUUGUCUAUAUCGCCGACGUCACAGGAUUCGCACUUAUUGUAUACGACAUGUACAACAAUCAAUCUUGGAGGAUUCAUAAUAAUUUAUUUUACCCUUAUCCACAAUAUGGGACUUUCAAUAUCAAGGAUGAUAGUUUUGACCUGAUGGACGGAAUCCUCGGACUUGCCCUGAGUCCCUACAAAUUUAAUCAAGACCGAAUUCUGUACUUCCAUUCGUUAGCCAGUCGCGUUGAAUCCUGGGUACCCACUUCAGUGAUUAGAAAUUAUACAAUGUUCUAUGAUGAUCCUGAUGCUUCUCCAAGAUCUUUUCAAGCUUUUGAUAAAGAACGGUCUUCUCAAUCAGCUGCUCAAGCUAUGGAUCGAAACGGUGUCCUGUUUUUUGGAUUAUUGUCCGAUCUUGCUAUCGGCUGUUGGAAUAGUCGUGAUUAUUCGUACGGCGGUGAUAACAUCGAGAAAAUUGCGGUGAAUUCAGAAACACUGCAAUUUCCAUCCGGAUUAAAGAUAAUCACAGCGAAGAACGGACGUCAAGAAUUAUGGGUAGUGACGGUAUCGUUUCAAAAAUUCAUGAGCGGUUCGUUGACACCGAAUGAGACGAAUUUUCGAAUUCAGGCUGCGUACGUUGACGAACUGGUACGCGGCACCAAAUGCGACGUUGCCAGCCUUGGUAUCAGCAAUGUCGUUGAACGUCCAACCACAGGAGGGUACGGGCCGAUCUUGUUUACUAAGAUCAGACCAGCCCGCUACACCUUCUAUAUCGACCACGGAUGAGCCAUAACCACGUGGAUCAAGAUGUGCAUGCAUGAAAACGUACGUCCACUUGCGUGACUUCGGGGACCAAUAAGAGGCGGAACAAACGGAACAAUCAAAUCUUUAGGAUUUAAGUUUAUUUCCCUAUACCCAAGAUACGAAUGCCAUUGAGUGAAAUUAUUCAUUGUGAUUAUUAUAUAAAUUUUUAUCUUCUUUUUCUCAUCGAGGUGCCAUUUGGAACUCGUUUUCAAAUAUUUUUUAUAAACUAGUAUAUUUCCUGGUUGUUGUGUUGCAAAUCUUUAUAAUGUAGGUAUCGAGAACAGCGGAUACGUCUAGGUCUGUAGCGUGCGAGAGAAGUGUGACUCUUGGAUGGUGACGUAACGUGGCCGAGAUAGGAAUUUUCUUUCUUGUCGGUUUUGACGAAAUUCUUGGAGAUUGCCAAUCUCAUGACACCCGUCGAGUUGGCAAUUCUUUGAUAAUAAAUUUCUAGUUUGUUAGAAACUAUAUAUAUAUACAUGUUCACAACAUGCAUUACAUAUACGUGGACUAGGAAGUGAUUAUAUACUGUUUAUCGUCAAAUUAAUUAUUUAACGAUAUUAUUAAUUAUACUCCUGUAAUGUGUUUAAUGAGAGUGAUGAAAAAUUGUGAAAUUAAUAAAACUAAAGAAUUGAACAGUAAUUGACAUUUAUUCACAUUUUUUGGUGGAUAAGGCAUCACCUUUUAUUUUUGGUGUCUGUUACAAUUGACCCCCCACCUCUUCCACGUAUACGAAGUUUUCUCGUGUCAACUCAUAUGUUAUAAUUCAAAUAAACUUAAUAUCUCAAAAAUAUUUGUACAACUUGAAGUGUGAUGAUUGGAAACGUGUAUGCCUAUAGCGUAUAAUAUCCGCUAUAAAAAUCGUAGCUAUUUAUUUCUUGCUUCCUAGAAAUUUUUCACGCUGGCGGCUGAUUGGCAUUCUUACGCGUAAUAAAUACAAUGUAUUAGAAAAUAUAGGAUUAGAAUAACUAUAAUGUUGUAUACAUAUAAUCGCCGUACGUCUUCAGUGUUCAGAUAAACAAUUUUUCAGAAAAUGAAAAAAAUAAAUAAAAUCAAUUAUAGUGCAA
Messenger RNA from Cephus cinctus (wheat stem sawfly), 3287 nucleotides. It is a transcript of the gene Y-e3, whose product is annotated as protein yellow. Gene Ontology annotation, cellular component: extracellular region. The transcript is spliced from 7 exons. NCBI's taxonomy places the organism in Eukaryota, Metazoa, Arthropoda, Insecta, Hymenoptera, Cephidae. The coding region runs from base 772 to 2205 and encodes 477 amino acids. The record is from RefSeq and is a predicted model, not a curated record.